Molecule: messenger RNA, 2055 nt
Organism: Trichechus manatus latirostris (Florida manatee)
Lineage: Eukaryota; Metazoa; Chordata; Mammalia; Sirenia; Trichechidae
Gene: SHC4
Product: SHC adaptor protein 4
Exons: 12
Coding region: 70-1959 (629 amino acids)
Biological process (GO): cell surface receptor protein tyrosine kinase signaling pathway; intracellular signal transduction
Cellular component (GO): plasma membrane
Molecular function (GO): receptor tyrosine kinase binding
Source: RefSeq, a predicted model, not a curated record
CGAGCCGUUUAUCUGCCAGACGAAGAGGCGAUUUAUGCAACAGUAUCCUGUUUCAGCACUGCCAAGGCUAUGCGAGACCGCGGUCAGGACAGCCUGGCAGGACUCGCGCUGUGUGUAGGACUUUUCGGGCACGCCGCGAUGCUGCACAGGGCCAAGUACAGCCGCUUUCGGAACGAGUCCGUCACGUCCUUGGACGAAGGCAGCCCCGGAGGCGCGGUCGGGGCCAAGGUUGCGCCGCAGCCGCCCUACCCCGCCCUGGCACCUAAUCAGCCCGCGGAAGAUGCCACCUUGGCGCCCCAGGAGAGCCCAACUCCUCUGUGCACCUUGAUCCCCCGCAUGGCAAGUGUGAAGCUGGCCAGCCCAGCCACCUUGCUGAGUCUGAAAAACUUUUGCCUGGGUACCAAAGAGGUGCUUCGGCUGAAGCUCCAGGAAAGCCAGGAGGCCGCUCCGGGCCGCCCCACUUCCCCUGAAACCAGUCAAAAUAGGGCCGAAUCUGUACCCGCGCCCCAGCGCGACCCGGCGGGACACAGAGCACAAGCCUUGACUCAAGACGUCUGCCCGCUUCCCGGCCCUGGGGAGCCAGUCCCUGGGAACAGGCAGGACAGACACUUUCUCCAGCACCUGUUGGGGAUGGGCAUGAACUACUAUGUGAGGUACAUGGGCUGUAUUGAAGUGCUGCAAUCAAUGAGGUCACUGGAUUUUGGAAUGAGAACCCAAGUUACAAGGGAAGCAAUAAGUCGUCUGUGUGAAGCUGUCCCGGGGGCAAACGGAGCCAUUAGAAAGCGAAAGCCUCCAGUUAAAUUCCUAUCAACAGUUCUUGGCAAAAGUAACCUUCAGUUUUCGGGAAUGAAUAUAAAACUGACCAUCUCAACAUGUAGCCUCACGUUGAUGAAUCUUGACAACCAACAGAUUAUUGCAAAUCAUCAUAUGCAGUCUAUUUCAUUUGCCUCUGGAGGGGAUCCUGAUACUACAGACUAUGUUGCCUACGUAGCUAAAGAUCCAGUUAAUCAACGAGCCUGUCACAUACUGGAAUGCCGCAAUGGAAUGGCCCAAGAUGUCAUAAGUACCAUAGGGCAGGCUUUUGAACUCCGGUUUAAACAAUACUUGAAAAAUCCUUCUUUGAAUACUUCCUGUGAAAGUGAGGAGGUGCAUAUUGAUGGCAGUGCGGAGGAGAGAGAUCAUGAGUAUUACAAUGAAAUCCCAGGGAAGCCGCCACCUGCAGGUGGUGUUUUGGAUGUGCAGAUGAAAGUUCAAGCCACAGAGCAAAUGGCUUACUGCCCAAUACGGUGUGAGAAGUUGUGCUAUUUGCCUGGAAACUCCAAGUGCAGCAGCGUAUACGAGAACUGUUUAGAACAAAGCAGGGCAGUAGGUCAUGCCCACGAGAGAGGGGUACAUUGCCAACAAGACACCUCAUUAAUGAAGCACACAUGUCGAGUGGAUCUCUUUGACGACCCCUGCUACAUUAAUACGCAGGCUCUUCAAGGUAUACUUGGCCCUGCUCGGAAUCAAAGCUCAGCUCAGAUGCUCGGGAGCCCGUGGCACCGUGCAAAGGCACCGGAAACUGUUCAACCAGGCGCCACAGCCCAGCCUGCCAGCCCAUGUUCUUUGCCACAUAUUAAGCAGCAGCUGCGAAACGAAGACUGCUACCACGGCAAGCUGAGCAGGAAGGCAGCAGAGAGCCUCUUGGUAAAGGAUGGGGACUUUCUGGUUCGAGAGAGUGCAACAUCCCCUGGCCAAUAUGUGCUGAGUGGACUACAGGGAGGCCAGGCAAAACAUCUUCUCCUUGUGGAUCCCGAAGGCAAGGUGAGGACCAAGGAUCAUGUAUUUGAUAAUGUUGGCCACCUUAUCAGAUACCACAUGGAUAACAGUUUGCCAAUCAUCUCUUCUGGAAGUGAAGUAAGCCUUAAACAACCAGUGAGAAAAGAUAAUAACCCAGGACUUUUGCAUUCCAACAAAUGACAAUAUGGAAGUAUCAUCAUACUGAUAUUUCAAGAAACUCCAUUUUAUGUCAGGUCACAAAGAAAACUCAAACUUUGUUUCUCCGAUUCGUGUUAG